GAUCUUCGAUUUAACAGAAUUCGAGAGAUACAAUCUGGGGCAUUCAAGCGGCUGAGGAACUUGAACACAUUGCUUCUCAAUAAUAAUCAGAUCAAGAGAAUACCUAAUGGAGCAUUUGAAGACUUGGAAAAUUUAAAAUAUCUCUAUUUGUACAAGAAUGAGAUCCAGUCAAUUGACAGGCAAGCAUUUAAGGGACUUGCCUCUCUAGAGCAACUAUACCUGCACUUCAAUCAGAUAGAAACUUUGGACCCAGAAUCAUUUCAACACUUACCAAAGCUCGAAAGGCUAUUUUUACAUAACAACCGGAUUUCACAUUUAGUUCCAGGGACAUUUAAUCACUUGGAAUCCAUGAAAAGAUUGCGAUUGGACUCAAAUGCACUUCACUGUGACUGCGAAAUUCUGUGGCUGGCGGAUUUGCUGAAAACCUACGCCCAGUCAGGGAAUGCACAGGCAGCUGCCACUUGUGAAUAUCCCAGACGCAUUCAGGGACGGUCCGUGGCGACAAUCACUCCGGAAGAGCUGAACUGUGAAAGGCCCCGGAUCACAUCAGAGCCCCAGGACGCAGACGUUACCUCAGGGAACACUGUGUACUUCACCUGCAGAGCCGAAGGCAACCCCAAACCCGAGAUCAUCUGGCUGCGAAACAAUAAUGAGCUGAGCAUGAAGACAGAUUCCCGCUUGAACUUGCUGGACGAUGGAACCCUAAUGAUUCAGAACACACAGGAGACUGACCAGGGCAUUUAUCAGUGCAUGGCAAAAAAUGUGGCUGGAGAGGUGAAGACGCAGGAGGUGACCCUGAGGUACUUUGGGUCUCCAGCUCGACCCACUUUUGUAAUCCAGCCACAGAACACGGAGGUGCUGGUUGGUGAGAGCGUCACCUUGGAGUGCAGUGCCACAGGCCACCCCCUGCCGCAGAUCUCCUGGACCAGGGGUGACCGCACCCCCUUGCCCUCUGACCCGCGGGUGAAUAUCACACCAUCCGGUGGCCUUUACAUCCAGAACGUGGUCCAAGAGGAUGGCGGGGAAUAUACCUGCUUUGCGUCCAACAGCAUUGACAGCGUCCAUGCCACUGCCUUCAUCAUCGUUCAGGCUCUUCCUCAGUUCACUGUGACACCGCAGGACAGAGUUGUCAUCGAGGGUCAGACAGUAGAUUUCCAGUGUGAGGCAAAGGGCAACCCACAGCCGGUCAUCGCCUGGACCAAGGGAGGGAGCCAGCUCUCAGUGGACCGACGGCACCUUGUCCUGUCAUCAGGAACACUCAGGAUCUCCGGAGUUGCCCUCCAUGAUCAGGGCCAGUAUGAAUGUCAGGCUGUCAACAUCAUUGGCUCCCAGAAGGUUGUGGCCCACCUGACUGUGCAGCCCAGAGUCACCCCGGUAUUUGCCAGCAUUCCCAGCGACAUGACUGUGGAGGUGGGCACCAAUGUGCAGCUCCCCUGCAGCUCCCAGGGGGAGCCCGAGCCAGCCAUCACCUGGAACAAGGACGGAGUUCAGGUAACAGAAAGUGGAAAGUUUCACAUCAGCCCCGAGGGAUUCUUAACGAUCAAUGAUGUUGGCCCCGCUGAUGCAGGUCGCUACGAAUGUGUGGCCCGGAACACCAUUGGGUCUGCUUCUGUGAGCAUGGUGCUCAGCGUGAAUGUUCCCGACGUCAGUCGGAAUGGAGAUCCGUUUGUGGCCACCUCCAUUGUGGAAGCCAUUGCAACUGUGGACAGAGCUAUCAACUCUACCCGAACGCAUUUGUUCGACAGCCGUCCUCGUUCCCCAAAUGACCUGCUGGCCUUGUUCCGGUAUCCGAGGGAUCCUUACACGGUCGAACAGGCACGAGCGGGAGAAAUAUUUGAACGGACAUUGCAGCUCAUUCAGGAGCACGUGCAGCAUGGCCUGAUGGUCGACCUGAACGGAACAAGCUACCACUACAAUGACCUGGUGUCUCCGCAGUACCUGAACCUCAUCGCAAAUCUUUCGGGCUGCACUGCCCAUCGGCGCGUGAACAACUGCUCAGACAUGUGCUUCCACCAGAAGUUCCGGACACACGACGGCACGUGCAACAACCUCCAGCACCCCAUGUGGGGCGCCUCGCUGACCGCGUUCGAGCGGCUGCUGAAGUCCGUGUAUGAAAACGGGUUCAACACCCCCCGCGGCAUCAACCCCCACCGACUGUACAACGGGCAUGCCCUGCCCAUGCCCCGCCUGGUGUCCACAGCCCUGAUCGGGACGGAGGCCAUCACGCCCGACGGGCAGUUCACCCACAUGCUGAUGCAGUGGGGCCAGUUUCUGGACCACGACCUGGACUCCACAGUGGUGGCCCUGAGCCAGGCACGCUUCUCCGACGGGCAGCACUGCAGCUCUGUGUGCAGCAGCGACCCCCCCUGCUUCUCCGUCAUGAUCCCCCCCAACGACCCCCGGGUCCGGAGCGGGGCGCGCUGCAUGUUCUUCGUUCGGUCCAGCCCCGUGUGCGGCAGCGGCAUGACGUCGCUGCUCAUGAACUCCGUGUACCCACGGGAGCAGAUCAACCAGCUCACGUCCUACAUCGACGCGUCCAAUGUGUAUGGGAGCACGGACCACGAGGCCCGGGGCAUCCGCGACCUGGCCAGCCACCGGGGCCUCCUGAGGCAGGGCAUCGUGCAGCGAUCCGGGAAGCCGCUGCUGCCCUUUGCCACGGGACCACCCACCGAGUGCAUGCGGGAUGAGAAUGAGAGCCCCAUCCCCUGCUUCCUGGCUGGGGACCACCGUGCCAACGAGCAGCUGGGCCUGACCAGCAUGCACACGCUGUGGUUCCGUGAGCACAACCGCAUCGCUGCAGAGCUGCUCAAGCUGAACCCGCACUGGGACGGUGACACCAUCUACUAUGAGACGCGGAAGAUUGUGGGCGCGGAGAUUCAGCACAUCACCUACCAGCACUGGCUCCCAAAGGUCCUGGGGGAGGUGGGCAUGAAGAUGUUGGGGGAGUACAGGGGCUACGACCCCGGCGUCAACGCUGGCAUCUUCAACGCCUUUGCCACAGCUGCCUUCCGCUUUGGCCACACGCUCGUCCACCCGCUGCUCUACCGGCUGGAUGAGAACUUCGAGCCCAUUGCGCAAGGCCACAUCCCCCUCCACAAGGCCUUCUUCUCGCCCUUCCGGAUUGUGAAUGAGGGGGGCAUCGACCCGCUUCUCAGGGGUCUGUUCGGGGUGGCAGGGAAGAUGCGCGUGCCCUCACAACUGCUGAACACAGAGCUCACAGAGCGACUGUUCUCCAUGGCACACACGGUGGCCCUGGACCUGGCCGCCAUCAACAUCCAGCGCGGCCGGGACCACGGCAUCCCGCCCUAUCAUGACUACAGGGUCUACUGCAACCUGUCGGCAGCCCACACGUUCGAGGACCUGAAAAACGAGAUAAAAAACCCCGAAAUCCGGGAGAAGCUGAAAAGGUUGUAUGGCUCCACACUCAACAUCGACCUGUUUCCAGCCCUCAUGGUGGAAGACUUGGUUCCCGGCAGCCGGCUGGGGCCCACCCUCAUGUGCCUACUCAGCACACAGUUCAAGCGCCUGCGAGACGGAGACAGGUUGUGGUAUGAGAACCCAGGGGUGUUCUCCCCCGCCCAGCUGACGCAGAUUAAGCAGACAUCCUUGGCCAGGAUCCUGUGUGACAACUCCGACAACAUCACCCGUGUGCAGGGCGACGUGUUCAAGGUGGCGGAGUUCCCUCACGGCUACGGCAGUUGUGAGGAGAUCCCCAGGGUCGACCUCAGGGUGUGGCAGGACUGCUGUGAAGACUGUAGGACCAGGGGACAAUUCAAUGCCUUUUCAUAUCACUUCCGAGGCAGACGGUCUCUUGAAUUCAGCUACGAGGAAGAUAAACCCAUAAAGAAAACAAGACCACGAAAAAUACUGAGUGUUGGGAAACAUGGAAAGCAUUUCAGCAACGUCACAUCGGCCUUCAGCAUGCACUCAAAUGGACCAGGGACCAAUGACUUCAAGGAGUUUGUUGUGGAAAUGCAGAAGACCAUCACAGACCUCAGAAAACAGAUAAAGAAACUUGAAUCACGGCUCAGUACUACAGAGUGUGUGGAUGCCAGCGGCGAAUCUCAUGUCAACAAUGCAAAAUGGAAAAAAGAUGCAUGCACCAUUUGUGAAUGCAAAGAUGGGCAGGUCACCUGCUUUGUGGAAGCAUGCCAGCCUGCUGCUUGCUCUGCACCUGUGAAAAUCAAAGGGGCCUGCUGUCCUGUCUGCCUAAAGAAGCCCACGGGGGAGAAGCCUUAGGCUCUCGUGAGGCUCCGUGGAGUGUGUCUGCUCCGCCACCGUGAGACCAGGUGGCCGAUGCGGGUAGCUGCAGACCAGGAAACACCCAGAACUCAAGACAUUUCACGACAACGUCCAGCUGUUGCUGUUACAGAACGGAGCACAGGAGGCUUCUGACCGAGUUCACUGAGAAGGAAACAGCAGAUGCGUGGAAAGAAAACAGACACGAGGCCUGGCUUCAUGUUAGAUUUCUCAGGUUUUUAUUUAAUUCUUUUAAAAUGAAAAAUUGGUGCUAAUAUUAAAUUGCACGGUUGAAUCAUUUAGGCUCCUAAAUUGAUUUUGCCUAAUGCCACCCUUUCUUUCUAAAUAAAGCAGGAUACCUCUAAAUGUCGUCCUGCCUGGCUCUCGUGCUAGGAGCUUGCAGACCUGUUGCCCACAGGUGGCCAGAGGGGGCUUGCCGAAGUCGGGGUGACCCACAGGCUACAUGUAAAAAGAAAAUGGGUGUUUGGCAGACAUUGCAGAAUCUUUCAUGCAAGUGUUCACGGGGACACAGUUUGGUGGUGCAGUGCAGGCCUCAGCCCUCCCAGGGAAUCUUUGGCUCCUCCUCUGGGCUCUCUGUGACAUUUCACAGCUUGUCAGCAUCUGACCACAAAGCGAGCAUCCCCUGCUUGAAGCAGCUGCACAUCCUGCGACUGUCUCAGCUCCUUCCUUCUACGUGCUGACGAUGACAUUAACAGGCCACACUUAGAAGCAGGUUUGCUUUCACUUGUAACUUGCAAACAUACCGCCUGGUUGUGAACUGAAUGUGAACGUCCCUUCAUCCCAUCUUGUAUCUGCCAAUACCUACUGACGACCGACGUGUGCGUUGACAA
Molecule: messenger RNA, 5090 nt
Organism: Carlito syrichta (Philippine tarsier)
Lineage: Eukaryota; Metazoa; Chordata; Mammalia; Primates; Tarsiidae
Gene: PXDN
Product: peroxidasin
Exons: 22
Coding region: 349-4239 (1296 amino acids)
Biological process (GO): response to oxidative stress
Molecular function (GO): protein binding; peroxidase activity; heme binding
Source: RefSeq, a predicted model, not a curated record